Molecule: messenger RNA, 2697 nt
Organism: Fulvia fulva
Lineage: Eukaryota; Fungi; Ascomycota; Dothideomycetes; Mycosphaerellales; Mycosphaerellaceae
Exons: 1
Coding region: 1-2697 (898 amino acids)
Source: RefSeq, a predicted model, not a curated record
AUGCUCCAACGCAGCAACCGCCACAACGCAAUGUCCUCCAAGCGGAACUCCAAGCAUCCAUCAACAUAUAUCUCGUCCCUAGCCACAACACCACCCGAAACACCACCACCAAGCGCACCUCCCCCUCCACCACCCGUUCGUCAAGCAGCACAGAGCCCACGGACAAUAGAGCUCCGCCGCCCACGCCCCGAUAGCCAAGCCCUCUCGCCACGCGAGAACGUGAGACUGACGUUCCCAUCGUUCGAAGAACCCAGACGAGCACCGCAACCACCUAAACGACCACCGCGGCCACCGAGUGAACUUUUCUUGCCUGCCACGCCGAGCUUUGAUCCAAAAUACGAGAGAAGCAGUCCUACCAGCGGACUUGGUCCCCAGGGAGUGCAAACUUCACAGACACCACCGAUUCCAGAGAGAUCGCCGCUGAGGCACGUCAUGCAGCAGAAUGUUGGGCCCUCUUGGACGGCUGCGCCCUUGUCCUCGCAGGGCAUGAGUCCGAGGGUAUGGGCGCCGCAGGAGAUUCCCGUGAUGCCUUCGCAAUGUCCACCUGAGUCUCCGGCCGCGAUAUCGAACUUCAGACCUUCCUCAGGUCCCAAGUCAUCACCAUUCAAGCCUGGGUCUCCAUUCGGACCUGCCCAGUCUGGAAAGCAUUCGCAAUCGUCAUCGAAGCUGUCAUUGCGCACUCGAGCGUCGCCAGCACAGCCACUACUGUUCCAGCCUGCGACAACAUCACCAGAAGUCGCGUUCGGUAUGGCGUUGGGCGUGAUGAAGGACAAAGCGCGGCAAGGAUCUGCUUGGUCUGAUUCUUCGGAUGAAGCUCCUGUGAGGCCUUCGGCGGUGCGAUCGAAUACUGCACCGCCGUUGCUGGCUAGGACGGGGAGCACCAGUAGCUUGCAAGCAGCCCGAUCUGCUCUGAUGAGUGGGAGUGGUCAUCAGGCGAAGACCAUGCGUGCCAGAAGAUCAUCGACAACAUCACCUCGCUCCCCUAGCAGCCCGUUGUCGAAGGCUUGGGACAGGAGCAGGUCAUCGUACCCGACUGACCGAGCCGCAGAAUUUCGUGAUGCGUUGGUUAAGCUCGAUAAGACUAGUAAAUUGAAGAGCACUGCGCGGAAGGAUGCCGUCACCAAGCAAGCAAGACCACCGGCCUCAAUGCAAGCGCAGAGUGGUGGCAAGAGGAAGCGGAAGGGAGAAACCAUGAGCAUGCUCGUGAAUGAGGGCUUCUUUCCGGUGGCCGAGAUGGUGUAUGGGAACGUUAACAGACGCAACAAGAGACCAUCACCAGACAUUGGCUUCCGUCUCAACUUACCGCCUCGCCUCAGUUUCAUCGACAAGGACCUACCGGAAACACCGAAUUCGGUGCAAUCAACGCCUAUAGAGGUGUAUCAGACAGAGCACGAGUUCCCCACCAGACCGAGAAAUAAAGGUCGCAUUCAAAAGUCCGCGGGCGUCCAGCGGAGUCCCCUGUCCCUAAUCACGGAGAGUGACACGAAUGCCAGGAGUGAGGGACGCAGCAGACGAAAGUCCGACCAGGUAUCACCAGGCGGGCUGGCAGCCAUCCCCGAAGAUGCAGCAGGAGCUGAAAAGUCGCCGCCAGCCUCAGGUGCAACGACGCCAGUGGCGACGCAGAUACAUCUACGAGGAGGCUCCAUCGUGACUGUGACACCACCCGAACUCACUGCCUGGAAACCAACAGUGUACAUUCACGGACCGAUCAAGUUGCCCAAGCCUGCGAUCAUGCCCAGGAAGAAUUCUGUUGCGAGCCUGGAACCGUUUCAGGAAGCCGUGGACAAAGUGUACCAGAACGCUCUCGGCAUACCGAGGCGGCGAAGCGAUGAUGCCGUCGUAGACGACAUUCUCGACUUCUUUGACGAAUUUGGUUUCGAAGUCGUUAGCUUCGGCGGCGACAGGCUGUCUUACAUGAUGGAUGUGGACAUGGACGAAGAUCAAGAAGACCUUGCCGAAGCGAUUGAACGUUUCAGCACGCCGCCGGCAGAACAACCGGAUCCCACCCCAGUUGAAGUCGUGAUUGCGAAAGAAGUUCUUGAGACAACAAGCAGUUCACCGCUGGCAACUUCUAGAGCGUCUGUUGCACCACUUGUUGCGCCGCCUGUUCAGACGGAAGAAACGCUCCGGGCCAGAGGUAUCGCUCGACUGUCCAGGACCUCGGCAGGCUCUAGUUCAUCGGAGAAAGAGAAGCUGAUGAAACGCAAAGAAUCUCUGACGCUCGGGUCGCUGGAGACGACUGCCGGUCUACCACUUCUUCCAGCUCCCGAAGAGAGUAUGCUCGAUGCUGUGCUCCAAGCACCCUCACGACCUGGACUUCGGGACAGCGCAAGUUACACAGAAGGCGUGCAAAGGAAGAGGGUGGGCCGCGAUAGUGGGUACGGUCCAAGCGUGAGCAGCAAUCGGCUGGGCAGGGAAGGAAGUGUAGCUUACGCAGCGAGCAUGCACAGCACUCAAAGUGGAGGAGGGUAUAGCGGCGGCAGCAUCCGAAGCAAUCGCACUGGCGGCGGUGCAGGCGGUGAUCAAGGCGGCUUUGAUUGGGAUGAUGAUGUCGAGGAGAUUGAUGCUGGGUCGACGUGGGUGGCACCUGUCGCUGCUCCGAAGAAGCCUGUCACAAGAGGCCUGUCGACGCGCAAAACCAGGAAUCCCGUUGCCAAGGCCAGAAGACUCUUUGCGACUGCUUCCACGAUCCUGUAG